Marasmius oreades (fairy-ring Marasmius) is the source of this 414-nucleotide messenger RNA. RefSeq lists its product as uncharacterized. The record is from RefSeq and is a predicted model, not a curated record. Bases 1 to 414 code for a protein of 137 amino acids. NCBI's taxonomy places the organism in Eukaryota, Fungi, Basidiomycota, Agaricomycetes, Agaricales, Marasmiaceae. The transcript is spliced from 6 exons.
AUGUUCACAUCGCAAUCCUGGCUGAGAAGCGGUUUUCCCCCAGCGGUACACCAUGUGAACGAGAACGUACACUCCUGCACUAUGAUAUUUGAUGCGAAGUCCAUAGGAGAAAAGGUCCUAUCGGCGUCCACAGCAUGGCUUCCUCUCAUUUACGACACUACCGUGUUUCUCUUGACGCUGUAUAGAACACUUCCUUUUGUCCGGAAUGCCUCCCUAUCCCGCGAACUUAUGAAGCAGCUUCUCGAAGAUGGGAUAAUUUAUUACGGUGUAAUAUUGGCCGUGGCACUCGCAUUGACCAUAAUGAUGAUAGCUGCUGCCGAUGGCUUGAGGAACGUCGCGGCUCAACUUCAAUUGUUACUCUCGGUAAAUCACUAUAACACAAUCGCUGUCGCCAUGCGCCGAAUCAACCAUUGA